Messenger RNA from Fusarium sp. VM40, 1641 nucleotides. NCBI's taxonomy places the organism in Eukaryota, Fungi, Ascomycota, Sordariomycetes, Hypocreales, Nectriaceae. The record is from the annotation of a GenBank genome assembly.
AUGUCGUGGAAAGCAAUCGCAAAAGCAGCUCAGGCUGAGGUUUUGGAUUCAAUCCCGACGAAAUGGAGAUUGGAUCUAGACAAGUAUCGCUCGUUGACAGAUGUAACAGGCGUGCCUAGAGCAUGCGGUAUCUUGUCUGAUGCGCAGCUUAACAUCACUGACCUCACGGCCUUGGAGGUAGUGAGGCGCAUUGAGUCUCGUGAAUUAACAGCAGUGCAGGCUUUGGAAGCUUUUGCCGCACGUACCGCUAUUGCCCACCAACUAGUCAAUUGCCUGAUGGACUGGUUCUACGACGACGGUCUUCGCCAAGCUGAAGAACUCGACAAAUUCUUCAAAAGCACAGGAGAAUUAAAGGGCCCAUUGCAUGGAGUUCCCAUUGCUCUCAAGGACUUUCAUUUCGUCAAGGGUCGGCCUACGACUACAGGUUAUGUCUCGAGGAGAAACUUCCGUCCUGAGCAUGAUUCGGCAUUGAUCAAGACGCUUCGUGAUGCCGGAGCUGUCUUUUACUGCAAAACAACCAUGCCUCAGUCCGGUAUGGCCAUAGAGACAGUCAGUAACCUUUGGGGCCGAACGCUCAACCAGUACAACACGGCCUUGUCAGCUGGUGGUAGUUCAGGCGGUGAUGCCGUUCUAGUCGCUCUCAAAGGCACGCCUGUUACUCCAUCAACUGACCUCGGAGGCUCAAUCCGCGUACCAGCGGCAUUCAAUGGGUUGUAUGCAAUCCGCCCUACCUCAGACCGCAUUCCAAAAGGUGGCAUGGAAAAUAUCAACAAUGGCCAGCUCUCCAUUAAGCUAUCUUGCGGCCCUAUUUGCCAUUCUAUGGAGGACCUUGAGGCUUUUACAAAGGUUAUCAAUUCGCAUCCUUCUAAUCAACAUGAUCCCACUUCUGUCCCUGUUCCAUGGAGGAGCUUAAAGCCCUCGGAAGACAAGCUCACAAUUGGGUUGAUGAAGUGGGAUAAGGUGGUGAUGCCUCAUCCACCUGUUCUCAGAGCCCUGGAGCAUACGAAGCGGGCGCUAGAGAACGCUGGACACAAAGUCGUCGAAUUUGAUGUACCCUUCGACUGCUGGGAAGCUAUCCAAUUAACUUUCGACACCUAUUACCAAUCAGGACAUAGCGGAACAUUAUCUGCGCUUGAGUCCACCGGCGAGCCCCUCAUCCCUGCUUUUGAAGACCUGAUAAAGGUUUUUGGCAGUAAAGAACUCAGCGCUGCUGAAUCACUACAGUUGAAUGUCAAGGCCAGAAGCUUCAGAGAAAAGUUCCGCAAAGCAUGGGAUGACACGGCUCAACUUACCGACACGGGCCGUCCUGUCGAUGCUCUGAUCUGCCCGUCAGCUCCUGCAGUGGGAUAUCCCCACGACUUCAAUGUAUACUGGGGAUAUACUUCGCUGUUCAACCUUUUAGACUACCCAUCCGUCAUUCUGCCUGUAAACAACUUUAAGGUCAAUCCUCAGGAGGACCCGGUUGCCUCUGACUACAAGCCGCUGGAAACAAACCCUUACGACAAACCAAACCAUGAACUGUACCAUCCAGAACUUUUCUCAUCUCAACCUUCGACAAUUCAGGUUGUGGGUCGUCCUUUCCAGGAUGAGGAACUUAUUCAAGUAUCUUCGGUUAUGGAUGGUUUACUUCGCGCUAUGUAG